Apis florea (little honeybee) is the source of this 5185-nucleotide messenger RNA. RefSeq names its product dynein heavy chain 1, axonemal. Lineage: Eukaryota; Metazoa; Arthropoda; Insecta; Hymenoptera; Apidae. The record is from RefSeq and is a predicted model, not a curated record.
AAAUAUAAUUUUAUUUUUAAAAGUAAAAUAGAUUAUAUCGAAAGUUAUAAAUAUGGAGAAACAAAAUGUAAUAAAAAGAAGAGGUUAUUAUUCCGAAAUCGUAACAGGAACUACGGAAAAUCCUGUUACACCGGAAGUAGUCCUUAUACCAAUUGCACCAAGAAGAGUAAAACUUGCAUGGCAAGUUGCUACCGAGCAGCAUAGUAUGUGUAUUAGAAAAUUACUAGACGAAGAAUCGUAUAAUUUCCUCGGUGAAGCUAAAAGAUGGAUGAGUUUUCCCCUGGAUCGAUCAAUUAUAUUUCCUGCGGAAACUUUUAUUCCCAAAGUACAAAUGGAACAAGAUGUGGCGCCGAAGCAGUGCCCACGAAAUGUUGAAAUGGAAAGGAGACGAAGAUUGUACAAACAUAUAAAAAUUCAGGAUACAUUGGCGAGUAUUAACAUAAUACCAAAAGAAAUGUUGCCUCCAUCCGCCUUAGCACCUCUGUUGUCCUAUGACGAGAAAUACGGUUUAUUUAGUAUCGCACAUUUCCUGCCUUUGGAAAUUUUUGACGACGAAGACUAUGAUUGCAGAACAAUAGAAGAUUGGAUAGACUUGGGUUUCAUCGAUGAAAAGCGUUAUCCGUUGCCUGCUAGCGUUUUCGUACCGAGGCAUCGAUUCGAAGACGAAAUAUUCCAUCUCGAUGACGAAUUCUUAAACAAUCUGUUCGUUUGGACUAAAGCCGCUGUUUUUGAUUACGAUUAUAAAAAAUUAUGGAGUAUACUCACACUUGACGGUACAAAGCGGGAAUUCGAGAUACCAAGAAUUUACAUUCGAUUCUUUGCCGAAGAUCCCAGAAUUAUCAACGAGGAUUCUAAGCUUUACGCAAAGAGAGUGGUGACAGCUGUCGAACAAAGAAAAAUCACUGAAGCUUCUGUAAAAUAUAAUUUUUAUUUGGAUUGCAUGCAAAUGGAUGGUAUGACCACGUUGAAUGAAGAACAAAUAGAAACUAUCAUUCGUUUGAUUUAUCAGAAUAAUCAAAAAUUUAAUACAAGAUACAAAAAUUGGAUAACAUUAUAUGUUCACGAAGAAGUAUACAGUGCAAUGAAAUGUAUUGUAGUAGAAUGUAAACAAGCUGCAUCUAUGAAUUUAUUCGCCACUUCAUACGGAAAACAAAUAAGGUUAAAAGAAUUCGAAGAUUUGCAAAUACAAUCUACCAUCACAGUUAUUAAAUAUUUGAAAGAACCGUGGUUAGAAAAAAUUACACAAUCAGUAAGAAUGUGUCUUCGAGAUCUUGGAAAAGGAUGGUUUAAUCUUGAACAAAAAGACCACAGCGUCUAUGAUAUAAUGAAAUUGAAACGUUUCAUGGAUCUCACUAAUCUUCGUAUGCAGUAUGCACUACGAGUUUUGGUGGAAGAAUCGAUCAAGUUCUAUAGAAAUAUUCUGGAAAUUCCAGCACUGUGUGUCUUACAUGUAGACGAAUCAUUUGUUUGGGGAGAUGAUCUCAUUAACACUCAGUUCUCUCCCGCUGGCAUGCCUAUUUUUCUCGUUGACCUUCAAAUGGAUGAGCAAAAACCAUUUUACUCGACAAAUCCUGAGAAAUUUCUCGAAAGUAUCAUUACUUUAUAUGAUAACGCACUCACUGCCUGUCAUCAAGUCAGACAAAUACAUCCUUUUCUACUUCCGAAGUUAAAAUUCCCUGUUCAUUUAUAUCUAAGCUCCGUUGGUCUGCUCGAGGAUCAGGUAUGCAAUGUUCGUGAAUCAUUGAAAAAAGCAUAUAAGAAGUCCAUAAUACCUUUAAAAGCUUACGCAAAAGAAUUCAGUCGAUAUCAAUUAUUCUUCAAUCUCAACAUCGCCAAAUACAUUGAGGAAUACAAGGAAGAGGAACUUACCACGGCCGAGAUAAAGGAGGAAAUCUCAUUUCAUAUCACGAUGAGACAAAAUCUCCAAGUUACUUUACCGAAUUUCAUUACCAUUGGUGCGUUUGUAGUGAACGUUUAUCCCUUGAAGGAAUUUCUUAUAAACAAACGCAGUGAAUGUGCCAAAUCAUUGCUCAUUAUGUUCACGGAAAAAAUACGAGCAGAAAUCGAUGACAUCCUGGACGAAUAUAGACAGAUAAGAUACAAAUUGAAGGAAGUGCCACAGAGUAUCGAGCACAUAUUCGAAAUACGGGAUUGGAUGGAAACUAUACCACUUCGAGUACAGGAUCUCGAAGAAAAGAUGGACAAAUUGAAAAUAGAUUAUGAUAUUCUCGAUAGUUUCCUCUGGAAUAUAUCCGACGAUGAUUUUGAAGCGAAAUGGGAAGUGAUUGGAUCGCCUUUUCAAAUUGAGAAAGAGGUUCAGGAGACGAAUGAACGAUUUAUAGAGGAGCAAGAUAAAUUCCAUAAGAUCCAAUUACAGGAUGAGAUCCUGCUGCUGGAAAAAAUAGAUACUUUGGUGGGCAAUGUGGCGAACAUUGCUCUUCAAACGGAUGUUAGCCGCAUCCACGAAAUAGCUCUCGACGUGAGGCGGGUAUGGAAGGCUAUGCUCGAUUGUCGAGAAAAUGGUUUAUUGCUGAACGAACGACAAAAGUUAUUUGGCCUAAAAGUAGUGCCUUUCGAACACCUAAAUAAGCUCAUAAAGGAAUUCGAACCUUACAAAAACUUAUGGAUUACGGCUUCGGAUUGGCUCAAAUGGUACGACACAUGGAUGGAUAAUCCCUUAAUGAACGUUGACGGCCUUCAAAUUGAAGGUCUUGUUGCCGAUAUGUAUCGGCAAAUAACACGAGCAAUUAGAACGUUUCAAGAAUUUCCAAAGGUGCAGGCAGUUGCAAUUAUGAUAAGGGACCAAAUAGACGAAUUCAAACCGUUUAUACCUCUGAUACAAGCUCUCCGGGAGCCAGGGAUGAAGGAUCGCCACUUUGAGCAAUUGAGCGCGCAAACUGGAAUAUUAAUGGCCCUUAAACCCACCAUAACAUUUAAAAGCCUGUUAAUUCUCGGUAUUAAAGAGUUUGAGGAAUUGGUGAAAAUGGUCGCUGAUACUGCGGCCAAAGAAUACGCUACAGAACGAACAUUGAAUAAAAUGAUCGAAGAAUGGGAAAUGGUUGUUUUUGAGAUUCUUCCAUACAAAACUACCGGAACGUAUAUAAUAAAGGUCUCGGAGGAAACGUUGAUGAUGCUAGAACAUCAUAUUGUUAACGUGCAACAGCUUGCGUACAGUCCACUGAAGACCGCCUUCGAGGACGAGAUCAAUGAAUGGGAGAGGAAGUUAAAUUUGACAGAAAAAGUUCUUAAUCUAUGGAUAGAAGUACAAAGAGAGUGGAUGUAUCUGGAGCCAAUAUUCACUUCGGAAGAUAUUAAAGUUCAGUUACCGUUGGAAACAAGGAAAUACAACGCCAUGGAACGAAACUGGAGGCGGAUCAUGAAAAAUGCUUAUGAAAAUCCUUACAUUAUCAAGAUAUGCCCUGACGAAAACCUCCUUGAAAGUCUUCAAGAAUGUCUAAGUCUGCUGGAAGUAGUACAAAAAGGUUUAUCCAAUUAUUUGGAAAUAAAACGAAAGAUUUUCCCCCGAUUCUAUUUCCUCAGCGACGAGGAACUCUUGGAGAUCUUGUCCCAUGCGAAGAUCGUACAAACGGUACAACCACAUCUCAGAAAGUGUUUCGAGAAUAUAUACAGAGUAAGAUUCGAAGAAGAUCUGCAAAUUACCCGAAUGUACUCUGCGGAAGGUGAAGAGGUGGUAUUUGAUCCACCGAUGUACCCGGAGAGAAGUGUUGAAUAUUGGCUGGGUGAUCUCGAGAAAGUGAUGCGCAAUACCAUUAGGGAGAUCAUUCGCAAAGCGUUAAGAGUCAUCCAUGAAACUCCAAGGAAAGUAUGGGUAUACAUGUGGCCGGGACAAGUGACACUUUGCUGCGGCCAAACUUAUUGGGCUGCACAAGUGGAGAAUGCGAUCAAUAAGAAGAAACUUGAUGAUUAUUACCAAGUGUUACUGGGAAAUUUGGACGAUUUACGUGAAUUGGUACGAAGUCCUCAAACCGAAAUCCAAAGACUAAUGCUGGAAGCAGUAAUAACGAUCGAAGUACACGCGCGAGAUGUUCUGUAUCAACUGGUAAAGGACAAAGUGGCUAAUGUAAACGAUUUCAAUUGGAUCUCACAGCUCCGCUAUUAUUGGAUAGAUGAUCUAGAUUUAAAGAUUCGUGCUGUAAAUGCGGAAUUCCAAUAUGGAUACGAGUAUUUGGGAAAUACUGGAAGAUUGGUCAUUACUCCUCUAACUGAUCGAUGUUACCUAACCUUAACUGGGGCAUUGCACUUGAAAUUCGGUGGUGCACCGGCUGGCCCUGCUGGGACUGGCAAGACGGAAACGACAAAAGAUCUUGCUAAAGCAUUUGCUAUACAAUGUGUGGUAUUCAAUUGUUCCGAUCAAUUGGAUUUCAUGUCAAUGGGAAAAUUCUUCAAAGGUCUUUCAAGCGCAGGUGCAUGGGCGUGUUUUGAUGAAUUUAAUAGGAUAGACAUCGAAGUAUUGUCCGUCAUUGCCCAGCAAAUUAUGACGAUCCAGCAAGCGCAACAAAUGCGGCUUGAUAAAUUCAUAUUCGAAGGAGAAGAAAUUGUUUUAAAGCCGUCUUGUGCGGUUUUCAUUACUAUGAAUCCUGGUUACGCGGGUCGAACGGAAUUACCAGACAAUUUGAAAGCUCUGUUCCGCCCAGUCGCUAUGAUGGUGCCGGAUUAUUCACUGAUCGCUGAAAUUUCAUUAUUUUCUUACGGUUUCUCCGAUGCAAAAACUUUGGCUGGAAAAAUAACAUCGACAUUCAAAUUGAGCUCGGAGCAAUUAAGUACACAGGAUCAUUAUGACUUUGGAAUGCGAGCGGUGAAAACAGUUAUUGCUGUGGCAGGAAAUUUAAAAAGAGAACAAAAAGAUUUGAACGAACAACAGAUUUGUUUACGUGCUCUAAAAGAUGUAAACGUUCCAAAGUUUUUAAAAGAUGAUCUUAUAUUAUUCAAUGGUAUCGUAUCCGACCUAUUUCCUCGUUUGGAGGAGAAACCAGUGGACUAUGGAAUUUUGGAAGCAGAAAUUCGCGCAACAAGUUUGAGAAUGGGUUUGGAAGAUGUUGACGCAUUCGUGAAAAAAGUUAUUCAAUUAUAUGAAACGACAGUGGUAAGACAUGGAUUAAUGCUCGUUGGUCCAACUGCGUCGGGAAAGACAAAGGUAAGUGAUAUUUAAAUGAUAUUAGGUGAA